CACCGAUCUACGGACAGAGCCGAAGAUGUCGGCUUGGUCAUGUGAUCAGCUGUGUCCAAUCACAGCUGAUCAUAUCUGUCAUGCUGACAGCUCGAGAGGAGAGGGGACAUGUACACUGAUCAUCAGGGCACUGAUGAUCAGUGUGCCCUGAUGAUCAGUGUGGCCCCAGAAGUGCCACCUGUCAGUGCUGAACAGUGUCACGUGCCAGUGCCCAUCAGUGCCACAUAUCAGUGCCUACCAGUGCACAUCAAUGCCACAUAUCAGUGCCCAUCUGAGCUGCCUUUCAGUGCCACCUAUCAAUGCCUAUCAAUGCCGCCUAUCAGUGCCCAACAGUGCCAGUCAGUGCCACCUAUCAGUGCCCAUCAGUGAUGCCUGUCAAUGCCCAUCAGUGA
This is a messenger RNA of Staurois parvus, 392 nucleotides long. The record is from the annotation of a GenBank genome assembly. NCBI's taxonomy places the organism in Eukaryota, Metazoa, Chordata, Amphibia, Anura, Ranidae.